ACCUCUUCAUCUUCUCCCCCAAAUCACCUAAUAACUCAGAACACCUAGGGUUUAUUUCUGCAGAAAACGAGUUGGAACAGCGUAUUAACUCACUGAGUCAAUGGAGGCACCACCCGGUGUCACCGCCGCGUCGCUACCGAUGCACCGCAAAGAAUGGCGAGCUGUCUCCGAACAUCUGCAGAACUCCACCAACGAGCAACCGGCUGACGUGGACUUCUGUUCGGUUACAAAUAUGGACAAUGAGUUUCAGCAGCGGCUUCAUACUGUUGUUAAGCAAAGGGAAGAGUUGCAGCGCAUAGAGACUGGGCUUAAGGCGGAGCUUAUAGCACGAUCACAGAUCUUAUCUUUGCAGAACACUUAUGAGUCUCAGAUCAAGGAGCAUGUUAAUGCUAAUGUGAAGCUUCAAGAGCAAUUGCGGGAAAGGGAACAGGCUAAACAUGAACUGGAAAGGGAGAUUGAAAAUAAAGAAAGAGAGCUACAUGCUAUUAGAUUAGAUACUAAAGCGGUCUGGGCCAAAGAUGAUCUUCUCCGAGAACAAAACAAAGAACUCGCAACUUUUAGGAGGGAGCGUGAUAGUUCAGAGGCUGAAAGAGCACAGCAUAUUAAACAAAUCCAUGACUUUGAAGAACACAUUCAGGAGAAAGAGCGUCAGUUGGCGGAGUUGCAGGAACAGCAUAGAGCAUCGCAGGACACUCUAAUAUAUAAAGAUGAACAACUAAGAGAAGCACAAACAUGGAUCACACGAGCGCAGGAAAUGGAUGCAUUGCAAACAAGUACAAACCAAGCCUUACAAGCUGAACUUCGAGACCGCACUGACCAAUAUAAUCAGCUAUGGUUGAAUUGUCAAAGACAGUUUACAGAAUUCGUGCAUACAAUACAAGCGCUGCAGAUUGAGCUGGCAGAUGUAAAAGAAGGAAAUGCAACUUCUAAUGAUGAAUCACGUGACUUAAAGAAAAAAGAUGCUUCACAGCCUGGGAAAAAUGUUGAACGCCAACUUGAUGUUAGUGGGGAUUCGCAAACUCAUGAUUCUGCAUCUCUCCCUAAUGGAAACUUGGAGAAUGAUUCAUCAUCUCUGUCCCUAGGAAAUGCUCUGGCACAGGUUGGUCAGACCAAUCCUGUUGCUGCUGUUCCUGUUAUUCCUCAGUCGCUGGUUGGGAUGCCUACUUACCUCCCUGGGCAGGUGGCAGCAUUGCAUCCUUUUCUUAUACAUCCACAAGUGGUACCCCAAUCUGGCCCUACUACUGUUCCUCCGUCUCAUACCCCCUAUUUUCACUCAGUACCAUUGGUAUCAUCUCUCCAACAUUGGCAGAACCAACAGGCUGCAUCAGAAGGUUUGCAGAUGCCAACGCAUGAUCAAUAUUCUUCAUCACAAAGUGGACAAAAUCUGGAUAGAACAGAAAAUACUAAUGACUAUGAAGUGCCUGUUAAUGGGAAACCUAGCCAUCCAGAAUUCAUUGAUCAUAUCAGUCAGGGGUUAGAACCUCAGGCUGUGGUUCCAACUCCAAAUGACAGGGCAGAGGAUCUGGAAUCUAUGAAACGCGGCAUUACAGAUUCUCAACCUCAGAACAAUGUGCAACAACUAUCAUCUCAGUUUCAGGAUGGUUUAAAAUUGGAUUCUCUUAUGCAUAGUAGUGAGACUGAGACUAUUAACACUCUGGGGAAAGCAGAUGCCCAAGUUUCUAGGACUCAACAACCCACUUCAGCUGCCAAAAUAUCUGAAGAACCGGUGAACAGGAUAAAUUCAAUUGAGCAAUCUACAGAUAUCAGUGCUAAUGUUACAUUACCUUCCGAAGGUUCUAUCUCUUCGGAGGAGAAGACUCAAAUUUCGGUUGGAAAGAGCUCAGAAAUCACUCUUCUUGACCAAGGGUCGCUGUUGCGCUGCAUUGUUCGCACAAUUCCACUAAAUGGUAGAAUCAGGAUCAGUUCAACGCUACCCAACAGGCUUGGAAAAAUGCUUUCACCUCUACAUUGGCACGACUACAAGAAAAGUUAUGGAAAACUCGAUGACUUCGUAGCCGGUCAUCCUGAACUGUUUGUCAUUGAAGGCGACUAUAUACAGCUUAGGGAAGGUGCACAAGAGAUCAUUGCAGCCACUGCAGCUGUAGCUCAAGUUAAAGCAGCUGCAUCCGCAACAGUGUCGAGCUCAUCAUUGUUUCCUUCUGUUGCUGUCACUCCCAUGGCUCAGCAACACAGAUUGAAGAGGGAACACUCAACCUCCCGACCUGGAAACGUUGCUGACAAUCAUCCGCCGCCUUUGAUGACUAUGCAGUCUUCUUCUGGGAAUGGAGCAACUGUAGAUAGUUCUGAUGGAAUUAGUUCUCAAGUUAGGGGUUCAGUGCAGGGCAGGGGGAAUGCUAAUUAUGUUGCGAAACAGGGCAGGACAAGUGGAACUUCAUCAAAAACAAGAAGAUAGAUGUUGGAAGAUGCUUGAUCACUGUAGCAAUACUCUGUUCAGCUACUGCAAAUGAUGUAUUUUGUUGACGGGAUCAUAUAUUUUGCGUUACAUAGAAAAAACUUACAAAGCCAUCUUGAGCUUAGGUUUUCAUGGGAGAACCAAUUUUUACUAUUUUGAUACUCAAAAUGUGUACAUCCAAUUGGUUUAUAGAUGCAGACUUUGAACAUGCGCUCGUUAUGGUUCCCAUUGUUAUUUGCGUUUUUAAACUGGAUCAACACAGGAUUUUUUUUUCAAAAAAGCAAGCUACUUAUA
Messenger RNA from Daucus carota subsp. sativus, 2707 nucleotides. RefSeq lists its product as uncharacterized. The transcript is spliced from 15 exons. NCBI's taxonomy places the organism in Eukaryota, Viridiplantae, Streptophyta, Magnoliopsida, Apiales, Apiaceae. The record is from RefSeq and is a predicted model, not a curated record. The coding region runs from base 101 to 2413 and encodes 770 amino acids.